Messenger RNA from Nicotiana attenuata, 925 nucleotides. RefSeq names its product 40S ribosomal protein S3a-like. Gene Ontology annotation, biological process: translation. The record is from RefSeq and is a predicted model, not a curated record. NCBI's taxonomy places the organism in Eukaryota, Viridiplantae, Streptophyta, Magnoliopsida, Solanales, Solanaceae. Gene Ontology annotation, cellular component: ribosome; cytosol. Gene Ontology annotation, molecular function: structural constituent of ribosome. The transcript is spliced from 3 exons. The coding region runs from base 385 to 762 and encodes 125 amino acids.
AAGAAUUUAUUGUGCUAGAGGCUUAGAGCAUACGCAAACUCCUAAAAGAUAUUAAUAAUAGAUGCAAUUUCUAAUUCCUCCAUUUCAUCUAUGUUCAGUUUUGAGUUUGUAAAAUUGAUGCUACUUUAAAACUGGUGGCGAAUAAAUUUUUGUGAGGGCAGUAUUUGGAGUUGUUGCUUUUCUCUUCUUGAUCCUUUAGUACGUCUUGGCAUAUUGCAUUUGUUGAGUAUGUCUUUCAAUUUUAGUUGAGCAAAGAUUUCUAUUUUGUAAUGUACUGUAAUUUUCAUUGUUCCUUGUCAUUUUGUUGUCUGCUGCUGCUUGUAUAAUUUUUACCUCCCCCUUGCCCCGCGCAAAAACAAAAAAGAAAUCCGCUAUACACUAAGAAUGUUCUGGAUUGCGUUUACAAAGAAGCGUCCAAACCAGCAGAAGCGCACCUGUUAUGCUCAGAGUAGUCAAAUUCGUCAGAUUGGUCGGAAAAUGGUUGAGAUCAUGAGAAACCAAGCAAGUUCAUGUGACCUCAAGGAGUUGGUUGCAAAAUUCAUUCCUGAAUCCAUUGGUAGAGAAAUUGAGAAAUCAAUCUCGAGCAUCUUCCCUCUACAAAAUGUUUAUAUUCGCAAAGUCAAGAUCCUUAUGGCCCCUAAAUUUGAUCUUGGCAAGCUGAUGGAGGUUCACGGAGACUAUUCAGAAGAUUUUGGUGUGAAGUUGGAUAGGCCAUCUGAGGAAACAGUUGCUGAGGGAGAAACUGAGGUUGUUGGAGCUUAGACUUGUUCUUUCUGGAUAUCCCUAAUUUUGUUCGAAUAUGGUUUUGCUCUUCUAGAGUUAGCAUUAUUUUAGUUGAGGUCCACACAUAUCAAGAUGUGACCUAGGACAAUAUUUGAUGCGUUUCUUUGGUUACACGUUUUGUCAUUUACUAUAUGUCUUUCAU